Messenger RNA from Drosophila navojoa, 2898 nucleotides. RefSeq names its product meiotic 218 (gene mei-218). Lineage: Eukaryota; Metazoa; Arthropoda; Insecta; Diptera; Drosophilidae. The record is from RefSeq and is a predicted model, not a curated record.
AUGGUUCAUUUCUCACAAGCCACAUCAUCCGCUGACCCACAGCAAGAAAAGUUGAGCAAGGCGACCGUCAAUCAAAAUGUUAACUUUAUCGCAACCGAUGAGGACUUCCCCGCUGUGGGCGCCGUGCGCAGAAAGCAAAAGCCAAAGCCUAAGCCAGUUCAAGCUCCGUUCAUUGAGCCAGCAGAGUCGCGCCCAGCCUUACAGCCAGUGGCUCCGGCCCAGGACAAUAGCCAGCGCAUUUCCGGCGGCGUUCAGGUGCAGCAGUCGUCCUCAGGCAAAUCGUUCGACAAGCAACAGGUGGUUAACAAAUGGCUCAAGUCUGUGCAGCAGCCUUUCGUGAAAUCGCAGCAAUUGCAAACACCAUAUCGCACCUCUGGCUUCACGCAAUCGGGUUGCAAGAGCGCCCCGGCAGCUGCCUCACAGGAGCAGUCACCAGUCCAGAAAGUGAAUAAGCCGCCAACGCCUGUGGCCAGUCCCAGUCCAAGUCCCAUUCCCAGUGCCAUGCCCAGUCCCAGUCCAACCGUUGCGCGGCCUGAACAAAAAUCACCAGUUACACAAUCAGCACCAUGCCCCCCAAAUGUGUCUGUUUCGCUGCCAGUGGGCAACGUUGUGCCCACCGCACCAGAGAUCCGCUCCAUGUCUGGUGAUGACGCCAGAGUUGCAGUGCCGAUCAACGAGCCACAAAGUGCGCAGCCAACCAGUCGCCAAAUGCGUCGCAAGGAGCGGCGCAUGCAACGCGAGCAAGGAACGUCAGCUCAGAGCUCCAGUCGCGAACAUCGUGGCCUGCCGGCGCAACUGCCUGAGGAGCUGCUGUCGCCGUCCAGUCCCGGCACAGAGAACGCACCAGUUGACGAUGAUGUGUCCUUUAUGCAGGAGCUGGAGCAGGCGCUGGCCGACAACUCAAUGCCACCGGAAUCCCAAUUGCCGCUGGAAGGCAUCGCAGCACACAGCACACUGAAUUGGAACGCCAACGAAUUUUGUCCCAAUCCAAACCCAGUGGUCAUCAAGAACUCAAGGAUUAGCGAGCGUCGUCGUCGUCAGCGCUUCCAUCGCACACUCAAGCCCGAUGCCCUGUUCGAGCUGGUCUCGCUGCCAUUCGAGGGCCUGUCGCCGCUCCAGCCAGAACCGCAAUUGCAAUUACAAUCACAAUUAACCGGCAGCAGCCAAGCACCGAGAGCCACAUAUACUCUGUCCUCCAGCUACUCAGAGGCGAGCAGCGCACCAGUGAUUGCCAGAGGCUCAAGAGUCCAGCCGCUGCCGCCAAUGCAGCACAACUCCAACUAUGACAACCAGUCGGUUUUUCGGCUCAGCAGCCUCCCCAGCACGGGUAUCGGGACGGACGGCAUCAGCGGCCUCCCCAGCACGGGCAUCGGGACGACCGGCAACAGCAGCCUCCCCAGCGCGGGCAUCCGGACGACCGGCAACAGCAGCCACAAUCGCAGUCGCAGCAGCCGCAGUGGAAGCACCAACACCCUCAGCAGCGCUUCGGUGAGAACCGUAGAUGGCCCCAACGACGCUUCUGAUAAUAUGCUGCACAGCCGUCCGCUCUUGGACAUGGAUCCGGCUUCUCAGCAAACGGAGGCGUUUCUAUUCCUUGAACCAACUAAUAUUGACUUGAGCCCGAAGCUGGCUGCCGAUAAAGCGACAAACGAGAGGAAUCGCGGACCACGUCACCUAAUAUUUGUGAAAUCUGACAGCCCACAGCGUCGCAAUAUCGAGAUCGAUUUGAAUUUCAUGCCGCCGAGCAUCAAGAAGCUGUAUAGCCUAAUCUGCGCCAAAUACUCGGACUAUGCCUUUGUCUAUGCGCUGAGUGCGCAGCUGUCCCAGGAGUUUGUGCCCAUGGAAUGCUAUGUCUAUCUGAAAAUGGCUCUGCUGUGCAGCCUGGCCAGCCUGGAGCCGGACGAGAUGCGUCCGCCCAUUUCACUGUGUGUCAUUUGCAGCGACAGCUAUAUGGCCAACCUGAUGCUGCACCAAGUCGGGCAACUGGCGCCCCGUUUCAUUGGGCCCCACGAGGGGUGCCAAGAGCCAGUACAGCAUUCAGCCCUGUCGUUGCGCCACAAAUGGGUGAUGGCCAGCCCAUUGCUGCUGGCCCAGCAGGGCGUCUACUAUGCCGGUGACUGGAAUUGUUUGACGCGCGCCCAAAGCGAGGAGCUGGAGAAGUGCAUAGAGAACGGCAGCGUGCCGGUGCCGCAGCUGCAGAGCGAGCAGCCGCUCGAAGCGGCCAUAUGGACGUAUUGGCAGCCGGAGAAUGCAGCCAACCAAGCGACAGCGUUUGCCAAGCUUUGUCCCAUCUUUGGCCUGCCCGUGCACAUGGGGGAUCAGGAGAGCAAUACCCUGUGGGACUUUGUGCUGAAUCAGCACCAGAGCGAUAUGCCAGAGGAAAUACAUGAUGCAUUUAAUAUACCCAAAGAUGAUAUAAGAACAAUGCUCACCUUUCUCCAUCAGCGUCAGGUUACGUUCACAGUGGAGGCCGAGCAAUUGCUACAAAAAUACUACGUUGUCUCUCGCAUCGAGCAGCCAACUGCCUUCAGCAGCAAGACAUAUAUUGUGCUAAAGCAAUUCGCUGAGUCGAUUGCCAAGCUGUCCAUGCGACUGGAUGUGCUUGAAGCCGACGUGGCCGUUGCCAUCUUCCAUAGCGAGAACUUUGUGCGCAGCAUCUUUGGCGUCGGCGAUUUUCCGCCGCCUGCCGUUGUCAACUUGAAGGUAAUCUCACGCGUGGAUCCCUACAUGAAUGAGUUUGCGCGCUGGCUAUAUCAAUAUUUGGAUCGCUACGAGGACAAUAUGAACGAUGGCGGCGAUGACGAUAAAGCACAGCCGAAGCGUCAACGUCUUGAUAGCUCCUAGGAAUAUAUAAAAUCAACAAAUUCUGCGCAGCUUAUAUUUAUACCUAAGCUCUUA